This is a messenger RNA of Rangifer tarandus platyrhynchus (Svalbard reindeer), 513 nucleotides long. The record is from the annotation of a GenBank genome assembly. NCBI's taxonomy places the organism in Eukaryota, Metazoa, Chordata, Mammalia, Artiodactyla, Cervidae.
AUGCUAAUCUCCAGUGUGGCACUGAGUCAUCUGACAGGUCGUGCAUCACCUUCUUUCCUGUUUGAGUUCUGGCAGCCCGUGGUUUAUGGCAACGAUGCCCUGGGGCAGGACCCGAGAGGGCUCAGUGGAGCACGAGAGGGUGAGGUGGCGGGAGACAGCUCGGGGCCCAGGGCACCUGAGAGGUGGGGGGCCAGGGAGGGCGGGAGGGAGGCCUGGAGAGGUCUUGGUUCCAAAGACAUCGAGUGGCUUGUGGGCUCCGGGUCACAUGAGGCCGGCAGAGCCCAGGAGGAGAGAGACCCAGAGGGAGGGACAGCGUCCAGACAGUUCUCACCCCAAGGUGUGGGUGGCAGGCAUUUUCCUUCCCAAGGAGCGAAAGCUGGCCUAGAGGAUGUUUCUGCCACACCUCCCCAGUACAUUCGGCGGGUGGGGCUGGGCCUCCCGGGACGUGCGCUGUCCUGCCGGCGGCACACAACCUGGACAGGAGGCAUCCUUACCUCCCUCAGUUUGGGCUGA